CUUAUUCUUUUUUCACCUAUCGUGGUUGUAUUCCAGUACAGUACAGUCUCAUUUAUCUGUGGGCUAUCAAUGCGAUUUUCAUUCAUAUGCGCAUGUUCGCUCACCGAUCAGAGCACACAAUACUCGGCUAUCGAGUCGAAUGAAGUGAGAGCACCCUGUCGAAAUCAUGUGAUCGCGAUUACGCUUGCCUGGCCACUUGAUGGAACUCCGACUGGUAUACCGGGUUUUGAGACAAAUAUCCGACUGGGCGCUUGUGGGCUACUACUCCGAAGUCCACGUUGACGCUGGCAAGGAUCCUGAUGCCUUGCGAGGCGUGCCCCUCAUCGUGUUGGUGGCCCGCACACACUGCAACGCGAAUCGCACUCACGCUAGCCCAGAACGCCAUGUCACCACAACGAGCUUAUCGACAUCGCGACCCUGGGUAUGCUCAUCCUGUCCCGCUGGAGUUACCUCUACUCAACCCGCAUCAGCCGCAACGAUUCCGCAUCGCCGUAUGGUCUCCUUCUGGGCUAAAUCGACCAUGUUCAAACACCCCGUUCUGGGCCCCAUUCUGACGUCCUCCGGCGCCAUACCCGUCCGACGCAACCCAGACAAAGCCGACGCGGCGGCGUCGAAUGCAGACCUGUUCGAUGCCUCUACCGCUGCGCUGGGGCGGAGACAGGUCAUCGGGAUAUUCCCUGAGGGCACGAGUUACACGGAGCCGGCAAUUAUGCAAAUUCUCAGCGGCGCGGGAUGGGCUGCGCUUGAGUUCAUGCGCGCUCAAAACGGAGUGGGAAAGAUGGAGCCGGUCAUCGUCGUGCCCGUGGGGAUAGUGUACACGGACAAGUCAAAGUACCGAAGCCGAGUCUGUGUCAGAUACGGCGUCCCCAUCGACGUAACCAAGUAUAUGCCAGCAGAACUUUUCGAGGCGCCUCCGGAUGCGCAAGCCGAACGCGCUGCAGUGAAGGCACUGAUGAAAGACAUUGAGGAUCAAAUCGUACAGAUGACCAUCAACGCGCCAGACUGGGAGACCUUAUAUUCUGCCCGAAUAGCCCGAAACAUUCUCUGGAAAGAUGAGGGAGCGAUACCACUCAAAGACUGGAUCAUCGUCAACCAAACACUGAUCGGUUUUCUAUCUUCUGAAUAUGAAGGCUCACCAGAAGUCAAGCAUGCCUUGACUCGAUACUUUUCGCUGCUUCACCGCAUUGGUAUAAGUCAUGCAGAUCUUGAUUCUCUCGUUCCUACUGCUUCAGGUCGCCCGUCGCGUGCUUUUGCAUUCCGAUUCAUUUUCACGGUGGUUAGAACGCUGGUUCAUCCUUCUUUCCUCCUAUUCGUGCCUUCAUUCAUCACAUAUCUUCCUGCGUACAUAUUCGCAGCGCUAGGCUCGCGUUUGCCGCCACCCGGUGAGGAAGAGUCCCAGUCGCAAUUCAAGACUAUCAUCGGGGGUUUCGGGAUAGGGGUGGGUGUCGGUCUGAGCAGCUUUUGGAUCACCAAAGCCCUCGAUCGCUUUGUUGAGCAUGCGAUUGGUCGGUUUCCUGCGAUGUGGCUUGCGACAGCCUACUUCCUUGUGAAGCUGCAUAGUGCAUUGGUUGACAGAAACUUCCAGAGGCUUCGUCGACUGUCUACUGCGACCAAGAUCCUGCUCGGGAUAUUCCAGCCUCGCUCCUGGGAUCUGCCUGAGAGCAAGUUACCGGCCUAUGAGAAGCCCCCUGUGCCUGCCGGAAACGGAUUCCUCAAGAAACACCACGAAAGUUCUGGGACUCUGCGGGGCAAGGCGUGGCUCAAAGCUCAGCCUCCGGCGAUUCCAGCCACAAGAAUGAUAUUCCAUCUCUUGGCUGCUAGACAGGGAGCUCUCUCAGCCCUUGCUUCGUAUGCUGGACGAGAGACGCCAGAAAAGCGCAAGUUGGAGCAAUUAGGCGCAGUGUUUCGGCACCCAUGAGUUCAGGUAGAGACUUUUGGAGUCUUUCAUCGCCUGCAGUAUUGUUACAUCCGUGUCGUCCGAGACCCGUCAGAGACAGGUCUCUUCGAAUUACUGUUGUUCGGAAUCUUUGUGAACCCUGGACGAUCUCCACCGUUCGUUGACGACAUCAAAGUGCUCGCCGCGAGGGCGUUUCAGCAAGGGAAUGUACUUUGCCGUGCGCCUGAAUUCAGAGCCGCCGAGGGGGAUGUUCAUGACCGUCUUAUUAUCGGGCGUGAAGCCGUGCCAGUGUGUUGGUAGAACAGGUCGUGGAGCAGGAUGGUGGGCGCAUGCAGCUGCGUGGAAAGCCGAAUUCAAGGUCGCGUACAUCUGUGAUCUGCCCUGUAUCGAGUGCAGCCUGUGCCAUAAGCCUUCUGUCUGCUCGGGCUCUCGGUCUGUAUGCCAGGAGACGUCGUUCGGAGCAUAGUGGCAUUCGUACAAAACCAAAGGCAGACUGUCCGCCAUUUGGUAUUCCGGUUUCGUCUCCACUCGGGCAUCUCCCUCUCCAUCGACGUUGAGCAUGGCUUUGACAACAUUAGGCUGUUCAAGCCCUGAUCCCACCAGGAAGAGCACCGCCAUGAUGUGUCGCACUUGAUGAUAGAGAAAUGCCGUCCCGAUGAGAUCGAAUACGAGCAUGCGGUCAUGGUCAUGUUGAUUUAUAGACGCACUGAGCACGCGCCUCUUGUACAGAGUGAUUUGCUUUGAGCCGUCGAUUUUGCAGAAAUUGCGAAAGUCGUGCAAUCCAACCAGCAUGGCUGCCGCCUCCGCCAUGCGUGUCACGUCGAGAUGCUCGGGUGGGAAGAAGUACUUGUAGUGGCGCGAGAUGCAGGAGUAACGCGAUGAGAAGGAGUCCGCUACGGGCGACCAAGCUAGGAUGCGGAUAGUAUGGGGGAGGACCCGGUUCAGCAUCAACGCGUAGCUGUGCUCCCUCUCUGGUGCGUCUAUUGUCUUGCGCGCAGGAGCCGCGUCAAGCAGUCCAUCGGAAAAGUCUUCUGGUGGAGAUUGGUUCACUGACUUGAGAGUCUCACCGUCUCGUGCAGCUGAGUCCGCAGAAUUCAAUGCAUCCCUGCCCAAGGCACUGCGCACCCAAAGCGACACGACCUGCCCCGCCGCACUGACGCCCCGAUCCGUCCGCCCGCACCGUUCCCACCCACAUCCUUCCAUCCCCACGGCAGGAUCCACGAGACGCGCCUUCGCGAGCGCGUCGAACAGAACGCCCUCGACCGUCGGCAGGGGUGUCGCGUCAGACUGGAUGGACAGGCCGUUGUACGCCCAGCCCGCAUACGAGAAUUUGAGCGCGAUCUUCCGGCGCGGAUGCGCUGCAAAAUCUAAUGGCUUGCGUAGCUUACGAGAGGGAGGCGGCAGUGGCCUAGGUGAGGCUGGGCGUCCAGUGGCAUCGCUCUCGAGAAGGCGGAGUUUGGCGAUCAACUCUUCUUUGGACCAGGAGUCAUAAGGUAAGGUGGAAAUCAUUCUUUGGGCACGAAGUACGAGACGCAUAGACUGAACCCUCCCGGGGCGACUGAGUGUGCACUAUGUGCCGUUGACGGUUUAGUCGCACGGAUGGCUGGGAUAUCUUAUCACGUGAUGUCAAGUUCGCAAUAUCGAGGCACUGUGCUGCAGCGUCCAGCCUUUGCCCUCGUGCGAUUGCCGUCACUCUGCAUCAAUUUCGUAUCCAGUAUGGCUUUCUUCGUAGUGUAUGCCUCCAGAAGAAGUGUCUCCUCGCUGCGUCCGAAGUCCCUCCUGUCUGCCGCCAUUCGCAGUCAACUUGGUGUAGGUCCCGGUCACCUCUAAAGCCACUCACUCCCACAACUCCUACACUCAGUCGAUUUGGACUCCUUUCUCGCUGGAUUUUUCUCGAGCUUCUCUACCCCGCCUCAUCCGAUCCGUCAAACACGAAUGCGCAGGCCGCUAGCGCAGCCUCCGAAUGCUGCUCUCGUUCUCAUCUAGUGCAAGGUCCGAGUAAUUCGAAAGUACUCGCUUCGAGAAAAGAUCGGCUUUGCUUAUCGACAUGGUGCACAUCAUCUGGGGUCUUAUGAGCUCAAAGCCGGUGUCUCCAAGGUUGACGAGCUUUAGUGCCGCGCCCAGCCUGCAGACCAAAUCCACCCUACCAUCUAUGAAUACCUCCCUCCGAUGGGAUCGGAUGCAUGCCUGCCGAAAUUUUCAGUCGCCGGGAGAUGAGUUCUUUGGUACCGGUUCAUGACGAUGCAGCAGGGAUGCGAAGAAGCGUUCCAGUUCGGGACGGCCAGUGCUGGAUUUCUCAAAAAACGCUGGUCCCGUGCCGUAAUGAAUCCUUACAUUGCCCCCAUGAGAUCCUCGGACCUUCUUCAAUCGAAUGCAGUGCGAUGAAACUACCAAGCAUACGUGCGUCUUUGAUCCGGUAUAUGGCAUGCCGCAAGCCACCAAUCUAGACGUGCACUGGGCAUCUACGAAGUGGAUUUUUUGCCGGGAAUGCCCAGUACAUCUCUUGCUUGAUCAAGAUGAUCUUCCACGAAGAGUUGACUCGAUGGGACGUCGGCGCGCCUUCUCCUCGUGGUCUAUGAGCGUAUAAUGAGCCCAACCCUAGUUCUAGCGACUGUCCGUCGUUCAUCUGAUCCUAAUCUAUCCUGGCGGUAUCAUCUUCAAUAUGUGAUUCGGAAGUUUGGAGCCAAGGAAACGCAUUUCACCCCAGAAACAAUCUCGACGAGUACGAUAACCCCGUUCGAUCUGUGCAAAUGCAGUGGUGUGAUCUCCAGGAACGAGUCGAUACGUGGUAAAGUGGUGAAGAGUCGAUAUUGCUUCCUCGAAGUGUCUCGCAUCCAAGCCAAGAUGCAUCGAGGCUGCAGUCACCGCGGGAUUCUCAAUUCAACUUGAACAGCAUCCUAUCGUGAGCACCGGGUUGCUGCUCUGAUGCAAGU
Mycena citricolor is the source of this 4830-nucleotide messenger RNA. The record is from the annotation of a GenBank genome assembly. Lineage: Eukaryota; Fungi; Basidiomycota; Agaricomycetes; Agaricales; Mycenaceae.